This is a messenger RNA of Nicotiana tabacum (common tobacco), 954 nucleotides long. RefSeq lists its product as uncharacterized. NCBI's taxonomy places the organism in Eukaryota, Viridiplantae, Streptophyta, Magnoliopsida, Solanales, Solanaceae. The record is from RefSeq and is a predicted model, not a curated record.
AUGGAAAGCCAAAAUUCAUCCCUCAAAAAUCUGGAAAUUCAGUUAAGCCAAUUGGUGGCUCUUGUGUCAGAAAAGAUUCAGGGUCCCUUACCAAGCAAUACAGAGAAAAAUUCAAAGGAGCACCUUAAGGCCAUCACUUUAUGGUCAGGUAAGGAACUUGAUGAACUUUAUGCAGACAGACAAGAAAAGAACCAGACAGAACAACAGGUAGACAAAGGUAAGAAUAUUGAAAAACCAUCUGAACCAUCAAAGGAGAAAGAAAUAACGAAUAAGGAAGAAAAAAUUUCUGAAAAAAUGACUGCCCCACCUGUGACAAUUCCUUUUCCACAAAAAAUGAAUCGAGAAAAACUUGAUGGUCAAUUUGCAAAGUUUUUGGAAUUCUUGAAACAUAUUCAUAUUAAUAUUCCUUUCACUAAUGCUUUGUUUGCUAUACUUCAAAAUAAGCUACCACAAAAACUUGGUGAUCCUGACAGUUUUACCAUUCCAUGCACAUUGGGAGGAGUAUAUUUUGAAAAAGCACUUUGUGAUUCUGGAGCUUCAAUAAAUUUGAUGCCAUUUUCUAUCUUUAGAAAAUUGGAUCUUGGUAAAAUGAAGGACAUAGGUGUUUCUCUUCAGUUUGCAGAUCAAAGUACUAAGAAACCUAAGGGAAUAAUUAAAAAUGUGCUUGUAAUAGUAGAUAAGUUUGUGUUCCCUGUAGAUUUUAUAGUGCUUGAAAUAAAAGAAUGUCCUGAUGAACCAAUAAUUUUGGGUAGACCAUUUCUUGCUACAGGAAGUGCAAUCAUAGAUGUUCAUCAAGGGCAGCUAAUUUUGAGUGUUGAUGAAGAAAGAGUCAUUUUUUAUAUGCAAAAGAUAAUAAGAUUUUCAGGAGAUGAGGCAUCAUCUUCAUGCUUUUCUAUUGACAUGAUUAGUGAUCUUGCAGAUGAAUUCAAAGAUGAUCAAUUAAUUGCUGACUAA